AUGCCGAAACACAUUUCAAUACUUGAAAAUUCUAUUGAAGUCAUUCUAACUGCAGAAUAUGCCAAAUUAUACUGUCCGAAUUCCCAAUCGCCUGAAGUGGACAAUAAUGGUGCCAUAAAGCAAUGUUUGCCAGGACGCGAAGAAUUAUGUGGACCAGGAUAUUCCUGCUAUUUUUCGGGAACAAAUUAUCAAUGUUGUCCAACUGAGGAAGAAAUUAAUUUGGAUUCCAUUCUUGAAUGCCCCUCACCUAGUAUUACAAUACUUACAGAUGCUGGCUUACCCCUCAUUUGCACUCCCAGUCUUCACGACUGCCCACAGAGUUCUAUGCAAUGUCUUAACGUCGGGAAGCAUUCAAUAUGUUGUGAAGGAUUAGCAUCCAUCAACGAAGAAUCUCAUCAUGCUCUUUUAUCAAGGGAAUUAAAUUCUCCGGAUGAGACAAUUCUGUCAACUGCAUUGAGUAACGAACUUUUCAAUGUGCCAAAUUUAGAAUGCCCGGAACCUGCCUUCACCAUACUUGAUGGCAAUGGAGAUCCGGUAUCAUGCAGUGAGGAAGACUGUGCUCAUCAAGCAGGACGUUUUUGCUACAAACCGCAGAAUACACCAAUAUGCUGUGAAGGUGAAGAAAGGACAAUUGAUGAUGAUGCUCUGAUUAAGAAAAUCUUACACGGAAAUAAGCACCAGAAAGAAGGAAACAUCGGAUGGAGUGUGCUAAAAUAUACACCAUUAACAACCGCUCAGCGUCAGCUGCAGCAGAAUAAGCAAUCACAACAAAACGACAAUCGUUUAGGAUUUGACGGAUCAAAUGUCGUUAGAUCAUUAAUUCUCGAUGGAAGCGCUUCUGAAGCAAACCAAACUAAUUUGGAGUCAAAUACGAAUGGAUUAGUGAGGAAUACUGGAGAUCAACAAUCAACUGUACUUGCUAAUGCGCAGACAUUACAGACGACUACUACUACUUCGACUACAACUACAACCACAACUACAGCAAUAAGUACUACCACAACAACAACAACAGUAAUCACUUCAACAACACCAGAAUCAAAUCAUCAAAGCUUGCCAACGUUACCUGGAGAACCCCAGGAAGAUAAAAUUGAAACAAUUCGAUAUAAGCCGCACAAUGCCGGAGGAUAUGCUAUUUCACAAGCAUUUUCAUCAAAAGUUCGUCGCGCACCAAAUGAUUUGCGGGCUUUGGCACGAGAAUAUCUUCUCGAACAUAUCCGACGUGGAUGGCCUUAUAGUGAUGGAUUUUACAGAACUCACGCCGCAGAGAAACGUCUACCCCCGUUGCCACGAAAGACGUUAAUACCCCUUAAGGAAAACGUAAAUCCGGAAGACCCCGAUACGUCCACCAUUGUCCACCAUGCAACGGUCAUAAUGCAACAGCACGUCACAAACUAUUUUAGCCAUUCGUUAAGCUGUUUGACUCGUAUCGUGCUUACUCGCAAGUUUUAAUUGGGUACAAGAAGUUCGAAGCAUCAAAUAAUGGGUAAUUCUGGGAGCAAAAUUAAUUUUCGCAAAGCAGUAAUCGAGCUUACAACGAAAAAAUCAAAGGUGGAAGAAGAUGCAUUUUGGGAAGAGUUAUGGGCUUCCAAUAUAAACAGUGCUGCAGAUGUUUUUGCAUUGAUCACAGCAGAUGAUGUCCGUUCAUUGCGUGAUAAUUCUCCAAACAAUCUGGCAACCCUGUGUUAUAAAACUGUGGAUCGAAUAACGGUAGCCUGUAACUCCCCAUCAACCAUAUCAUCAACAAAAGUGCUGAAUUGUAUACGACUUCUAACAAGAAUUUGUCCAUAUAUAUUCGAAGAUUCGGAUUGGAAAAGUUUUUUUUGGUCAUUACCACCGGCAGAAGAAAACGAGCAGUUUCCCCAUCAGCCAUUAGCAUGCACACUGAUAUCUGCGCUUACCGAUCUACUCUUUUGUCCCGAAUUCACUGUUUCAUCUCGAAGAAGCCAUCCGGAAGGCUCAGACGAUUUAGGUGCUAUUGACAGCUGCGAAUAUAUAUGGGAGGCUGGUGUUGGUUUUGCGACAAAACCACCGCAAACAGCAGAGCAUGAUCAGCGACGGACCGAAAUUCUCAAGCUUUUACUAACAUGCUUUUCAGAAGUCAUUUAUGUUCCAGUUAUUGAUGAAAACAGGAUGAGAUGGAUAGCGAGAUUUACAUCUGCAGAAAAUCGUCAUGUUCUACCGCUUUUUACUUCCCUGCUUAACGUAGUUUGUGCAUAUGAUCCGAUCGGUUAUGGCGUACCUUAUAAUUAUUUAUUGUUUACGGACAGCAGAGAACCGCUUAUGCAGAUUGCAUUACAAGUGCUUAUUGUGUGCCUGGAUAGUGAAGCACAAUCAUCCGAUAAGAAAAACGAGUAUGCUGACAAUUUUUUCAUUAAUUAUUUAUCAAGGAUUCAUCGCGAGGAAGAUUUUGAAUUCAUGUUGAAAGGCAUGACUCGCUUAUUGACAAAUCCAUUAGUUGCAACCUACCUGCCGGGUUCUACUAAAAAAAUAACAUGCCAUCAGGAGCUCCUCGUUUUGCUCUGGAAAUGCUGUGAAUACAAUCAGAAAUUCAUGUUUUAUUUAUUGAAAACAAGUGAUGUUCUGGAAGUGCUUGUUCCGAUAUUAUUUCACAUUAGCGCUUCUCGCAAUGAUCCAGCUCGUGUUGGUUUGAUACAUAUGGGUGUUUUCAUUAUUCUAUUGUUAAGUGGUGAACGAAACUUUGGUGUACGUUUAAAUAAACCAUACACUCCACGAGCAGCUAUCGACGUGCAAUCAUUUACUGGAACGCAUGCAGAUUUGCUUAUUCUUACAGGUUGCAAACUGUACAAAUAUCCAGUAUAUUUAUAUGAAAAGUGGGCUGUUGCAGGUGUUCCACAAGUUGAUAACCACGGGCAAUCACCGAUUACAGUCACUUUUCGAUUGCCUUUUAACAAUUAUUGUAAACG
Molecule: messenger RNA, 2924 nt
Organism: Acanthocheilonema viteae
Lineage: Eukaryota; Metazoa; Nematoda; Chromadorea; Rhabditida; Onchocercidae
Source: the annotation of a GenBank genome assembly